Astyanax mexicanus (Mexican tetra) is the source of this 3625-nucleotide messenger RNA. It is a transcript of the gene nkrf, whose product is annotated as NFKB repressing factor. Bases 111 to 2648 code for a protein of 845 amino acids. Gene Ontology annotation, molecular function: nucleic acid binding. The record is from RefSeq and is a predicted model, not a curated record. NCBI's taxonomy places the organism in Eukaryota, Metazoa, Chordata, Actinopteri, Characiformes, Acestrorhamphidae. Gene Ontology annotation, cellular component: nucleolus; nucleoplasm. The transcript has 3 exons.
GUCCUAUAUUAUUUUGCCUUGCUUUGCGCAGACCACCAUAUUGUAAGUUCCAAGACUGUUGUAACCUAUUAAUCUCAUAAUAGCAUUGAGUGGUCCAGAAGCUGUCAGAUAUGGCUUUUCAUAUUGAUAAAUUACGCCAAAACUUUGAAAGUGACAAACAGUGGAUAGCCAGAAAGUUCAUAAACAAGCACAUUGAGAAGUACGAAGCAUGCAACAUAGAUCAGCUGCUGUCCCUGUCCAUGGUGUGGGUCAACCAUGUGUUCAUGGGAUGCAGGUAUGGCCCACAACUAAUGCGGAGAGUGCUUGAGAUGGCAGAGGGGAUUCAUGCUGGCGAAAUGCCCUCCUAUGAACUAGUCCCAAGUGGUGACGCAAAAAAGAGGCCAAUUUUGUCUGAUGGAAGAGAGGAGCCCAUGAGGAAGAUGCCCGUAUCAAAAUUUGGCUCAAGACCUCGAUUUGAGCCAGUGCAGUUUGUCAGUGGCAGCACCAGCAGCAGCAAUUGUCUAGGGAGUACAGAUGAGAAGGAAAACGAGAAGGAACGCAGGAGUGGAGAGUUAAACAGCGCGAGGGAGUGGGAGCCCGAUUUGCCAUACAACAGUGGGCGUGGCUACAGCUCUGCGUCUGCCUCUUCGUUUGACAGGGGGGCGUCGCAGGGUUUUGAUGCUUGGGCUGAACGUAGAAGCAAGGACAUGUCGUUCGGCAACAAGAGCGGUCUUGGCUAUGGCAGCAGAGGGUCUCCCUCAAACUUUAUGGGAAGAAUGCAGCAGGAGUACACUGCCAGAUAUGAGGCCCACAGUGCAAGACAGUCAGACUCGCCAUCUCAAACUAGUAGAUUUGAUGGAUAUGCAGGGGGUAGACCUGGGGGCUGGGAUUCUGGACGUCAAGGGUUGGGCUAUGGACAACAAGACAGACCAUCAUCUAGCAGGGCUUUUACUAGAGUAUACGACAGUCCAAGCAGGAGUAGCCCUGGCCUGUUACCAACACCAAAUAUGCCCGUUCCAAUUCCCCAAGCAACAGUAGAGGAAAAGCAGAGGUUAAUUGCAAAGGUUGCAUCUGCCGUCGCGGUCACUCUUCGAGAUCCUGCCUUCGUAGGUGGACCUGAUGGUCCAAAUUACAAUUUUAUUCUCAGCCGCAGCAUUCAAGCAUGUAAAACCAACCCUGAGUACAUUUACGUUAACUUAAAGGAUAUCCCUCCAGCUGACCUGCCUAAAAAUAGGAAAGUGCCAUCUGAGGGUUAUGCAUGUGAGCUGAGGUGUUCAUGUGUGUACCUUGCAACAGGGUACUCUGGAAGCAAAAAUGGUGCCAGGGAUCGUGCAUCGGAGCAGGCAGUCAAACUUUUUAUGAAGCCAGUGGAAGUCCGUGUUCUACAACGUGUGUAUAAGCGUAACUACGUAAACGACAUGGUCGUGUGCCAGGCAAAUACCCAAAACCCAGCCUUAGUUCCACCUCUCCGCAAUCCAGAGGAUAACCCACCUCCCAAUACCAAGGGUCAGUAUGUGCCUGAUAAAAGCAAACAUUGGUCAGAGUUUGUUUUAAUGGAGAAUGCCCAUGAUGCCAUCUGCAUGCUUAACAAUUCUGCUGCCUACAACCGCAUGAAAAUCGAUUACACAUUUGACCCCAUACCUAACAGCAAUCUUUGGCUGUGUAGUGUAUACUUGCAAGAUGAGUUCGUGGCUCAAGCCAGGGGAACUAAAAAGAGCUCUAAACACGCUGCGGCCGAGGAGGCUGUGAAAAAGCUGCGAAUGAACCAGGAAGCUCGCCAGCAGCAGGAACAUGAGGAACAGCACCAACAGCCAGCACCACAGUUUUCUCAAGCUCCCCAAGGUUUUUACAAUGCAGAGCAGCCCCCUGGCCGUUUCAGCCAGUUCGGUGGCAGGAAGAAGCAUCUCAGUGAACUGGUUAUUUUAGAGAACUCUGACAAUGCCAUUUGCAUCAUUAAUGACACGGCGCAGUUCAACAAAGUGGCUGCUGACUACAAAUUUACUGUGCUACCAGACCAUCGCUGGAGGUGUGAAGUUUAUAUAGAGGGUCAGUUUGUUGCUGCAGGCAUCGGACCCAAGAAGACGGUUAAACACAUCGCUGCAAAGGAAGCCAUUGCCACACUGAAGCGGACGCAGGCGGUGGUGAAGUCCAACCUCAGGAAGGAGGGGGACGCGGACGCCAUAUCCCGGAAUCAGAUCAUCGCUCGCUCUGGGGAGGAGGCGAUGCGACAGGAAAUCAAAGAGGAUAACAUUGGAAACCAGCUGCUUCGCAAGAUGGGCUGGACAGGUGGCGGGCUGGGUCGAGAGGGGGAGGGCAUUGCGGAGCCAAUCAUGGUAAAGGAACAGUUCACCAGGGAAGGACUAGGUAUGGACAUGGACAGACACGGCAAUCAGCUGAGUAAGCGUGAUAUUGAGGAAAUCAUACGUAACUAUGCUUGCUCUGAUCGUCAGGACGACCUGCGUUUCUCCACGGAGCUCAAUAAUGACGAGCGCAAGCAGAUCCAUCACGUCUCUCAAAAAUACGGCCUACGCAGCAAAUCCUACGGACAGGGAAGGCAUCGCUUCCUCGUGGUUAGUCGGAGAGUGCAGAAAGAUCAGCUGAUUGGUCAACUGUUGCAGGAGGGCCAGGUGGGACGAUAUGAGCUUGUGAAACCUCAGGCCUCUCACUGACUGGAAUAUGGCAGCCUAUAAAGCAACCUAUAAAUAUAAAUAAAUAUUUAUCAGUAUUUCUUAUUCCUGUUUCUGGAGCACCCGUGCACUGCAUAUCCUUUGGUUUCUGUGUUUCAGACACUCCUGUUCUACUGUUCACCUGCUUUAUCGGCUCAUUUAGAAGCCAAUUAUGAAGCACUUCAAGUAAUCAUUUUGCAAGACGAAAUAAAUACAACUGACACAAAGAGCAAGGGUGCUACUCUAGAAACAGGGAACAGGAAAUACUGCUACAGAUGACCGUUACUAUGAGUAAAGCAGUUGUACUUUUUGUUUAUUUGCUUCAAAAAGAGUGUAAAAUGUAUUUUUCAAAAAACACAAACACAAAUCACACACAACUGUGGGGUUGCUUCAGCAUUCUUAAGAGAGCGAUCAUCAUUUUGGAUGGAUGGAACACUCCUCUUCCCUUUCGUGUAAUGCCAUAUAGAUUUUGUCUAAGGUAAAGUUUGCGCUAGGCUAACUCUUGAGGCACUAUGAUGUACACAAGCUACCUUACUAACAGAGGUCUGUCAUGUUGUAUCCUGUGAUUUUUAAGGACAUGAACAUUAGUAGUGGGUCUUAGGGCAGCAUGUGCUCCUUUCGAAUUGAAACAUUCCAUUUCCAUUUUCAUCACAAAAACAUCCAUCACCUCUUCAUGUGCAGUUACUUAAAACAUUUAAAUUAUAAAAGAAAAAAGUAAAAAAAAAAAAAAACUAAAAACAAUUCAAGGGACGAAUUGCCAUCACACACCUACUAGUCACCUUCUGAUCAGGUAACCACUGCUAACAACAUCUUAAAAGAUCCCUGGCAUCAUUCGGAAGUUAGUUACUCAAACUGUCUUCCUUUGAUUAAUGCCUCAGCAACGAUUCCUGUGAUUUGCUUUCCUGAUGUCUCUUUAGGUUUUGUGAAUACUGUAAGUGUCAGCUUGUUUUGGCAUACAUAUUAAACCAAUUUAAUCUGUU